CCAAAUUCAGUUUUGGACGUUUGUUUGCUGAGUUCGGAUUACUUUGGCGUUACUUUUUAUUUCCAUUUUCCUUACUGUCUGAUUUUAAGCAAAUUGUUAUUGUUCCAGAUAAUGCAAAAAUUUGCUGCAAUAGUUAUGGUUGUCUGUUGUUUUGACCUCACACAAACAAACAAAAGUAAUCGGGAGUCUCUCGACUUCGUGUUUGCCGAUCCAGACGACGAGUUGGGCAGACAGUGCCUCAGAUUCAGUUACCACUUCUGCUUGAUGGGAUUUCGGUCCACAAUGAACUAUGGUGACCGACAGCCACAGCACACUGACAGGGACAACUUUUUCAAAGUCAUUGUCAAUCAUUACCGCGAGAUCAACUGGUUCUCCUUCAAGCCAGAAGAUGGAAAAAUGGGUUGCUGCAACUAUCAAGUGCAAUCAUACACCCUACACGGACAAGCCAAUGGCCUCUCGCCGAGCCAAUACGUGGAUAAAAUAUUCAACCUCAGCAACUCAACACGAACUAUGGAUUUGGUAUACAUCAAGGCCAAAUGGAGCAGUGACUUGUGUGUAAACGUCAUCAGCCAAGUCGGAUUCGGCAAAGGCGACUUGAAAAUUGUUGGAGGUCGUGGAAAGAGAUUCAACUUUGUAAUUCCUCCUCUGGGAAAAGAAAACAGGGGAGAAUUCAUUGCUCUCACUGGACCCCGGAUUGCGGCAAAUUUAAACUUUAAGUGGUUCAUUGCUAACAUAAUUUGUGAUGAGAAGCCGAAUUUGUGCCCAACUCCGAGGGGUGGAAACGCUAUUUCGAGAAACAGUUGACGCUGGUCCCCAGUCAACCAAACGGAAAACUGAACUGAUUGUUAUUUGU
Symsagittifera roscoffensis is the source of this 853-nucleotide messenger RNA. RefSeq lists its product as uncharacterized. The record is from RefSeq and is a predicted model, not a curated record. NCBI's taxonomy places the organism in Eukaryota, Metazoa, Xenacoelomorpha, Acoela, Convolutidae. Bases 112 to 804 code for a protein of 230 amino acids. The transcript is spliced from 5 exons.